This is a messenger RNA of Anopheles arabiensis, 1584 nucleotides long. Its product is annotated as zinc finger and BTB domain-containing protein 42-like. The coding region runs from base 167 to 1408 and encodes 413 amino acids. NCBI's taxonomy places the organism in Eukaryota, Metazoa, Arthropoda, Insecta, Diptera, Culicidae. Gene Ontology annotation, cellular component: nucleus. The record is from RefSeq and is a predicted model, not a curated record. Gene Ontology annotation, molecular function: zinc ion binding. The transcript is spliced from 3 exons.
UCAUUUUUCCCAUCACAUAUAAAUUAAACAAUUUAGCGUUAAAAAAUUUAAUCCGCUUAAAAGCCAUAAAUAUGUGAGUUUUGUACACUAACCGUAUCAAAUAAAUGAUAGAGUGUAUAAAAGUAGCAAUAACGCAUAAAGCGCGUAUCGCGGGUACAUACUGUAUAUGUGUUUGUGUGUGUGCUCUUCUCUGAUGUUUGACAUUUGUCGAUGGCGCGGCUUGUUUACCAACAAAACCCAAAGGCGCUGCCGGUUCACAAUGGCCCGCUCCGCCGGUGCGCAAACGAUGCUAAGCGUUUGUCGAUUUUGUUUGUGCCAGGAGGAAGAUAGCUUAGUUCCCAUGGAUGAGGUACUAGCGUGCCUGCUUAUCCUUGAGGAUGUAGUGCGAUUCACGGGCAUUCAGAUUACUGAGAACAAUAAAGCAUCCUACGCGAUGUGCGUGAUGUGUACGGAUAAAUUGAAAGCGUCGAGCAUCUUCCGGAGCACCUGUCUGAGCAAUGAUGCUUACUUUAAUGAGAUAAGUGCUGCAUUGGCCGUUAGUGCUGAGGAAGCGCCCCGUGAAGCAACCAUCGAACCACCCGACGAAUCGUUGGACAGCUCGAUGGAUUUCGAUGCUUCUGGCGAGGGUGACACCACCAAACCACAGGUUAUUAAGAAAGCUAACGAACAGCGGAGGAGUGUACCGGUAGCGAAGCUUUCCAUCCAGCCCGUCAUCAAACGGAAAGAGACGGUAGUAGAGAACGAACCUGCCUACUGCAGCAACUACAUCGAGCCGGGUGAAAUACUAACGUCCGAGGAAGAGUAUGGGGAGAUAGAUUGUGACGACAGUUUGAGCAACACGGUUGUACCGGCCGAACGAGAGAAACCAUCAGCACACAGGCAGGAUAUGCGCCAAACGCAACAUCACAGCCAACAGCGUCCGACGUGUAGCCGCACGGUGGUAAAUGCACAAAGGCUCGAGCAAAAGGGCAAACCCACCUCCCCUCGUCCACCCCGUCCGGAGAAGUUGAAGACUAAAGGCAGCGCGCAGCAACACAGCGGUGCCAUGGUACAUGAUAACAUGUUCAAAACAACGUGCAACAUCUGCGGCAAACGCUUCGAACAUCUCAAAACGUACCAGUACCACAUGCAAGUACACCAACAAAUUGGAAGGUCGUUCAAAUGUAGAGUGUGCUCCAGGGUGUUCAGUCGCUCGAUCGGGUUGGCGGAGCAUAUAAGAAAAUUUCAUCGAAUAGAAAACAGGUUCAACAGGCUGACACCCCAAAAUACCACCAGCUGCAAAGGCGUGCCGCUUCGGACGGUCGCAAACGCUGCCAAAGCGACAGUGACAGGGCCGGCCAAAGAUGCAAUUACGGUUAGCGCAAAAAUGGCCGAAAGAAAGCGAAACGCGAACGACAGUAUUUCGUAGCAUAUUUAGCAUAAUUGGACAGCGCACUGUGAACAGUGUGGCUGUGCUGCAACGGGUUUAGUUGCCGUUGAGAAAGAUCUCUGGUACAAUCACACGUGCUUGCGUGCAUGUACGAUAAAGGACCUUACAUGCGUUUCACUACAAAUUACACUGCAUGUUGUGGGCAGCCGUGCCGA